AUGGCAAGUCAAAACUCUAUGACAAGUUGGUCAAUCUAUGAUGUUAAUUCUGCGAAAGAAGAUGUAUUUUCUAUUUCAAAUGAAUUGCCUCCUUUUGAGCUCGGGUUUCCGGAUGAAGGACACAAUAUAUACGAUUUGCAGUCCAUGUCUUUAUACCAACAUCCGAGUGGAUUUGAACCUUUUUCUUUGAUGGAUAUCAUCUCAAAGGAUCCAUUCUAUUCAUCUUUAGACAUUGUACCAAGCUACAAUCAAUGUUUUCUCCCAGAUUCUACGACAUAUACACCGGUAGAUGACUUCUUGAAUGUCUAUGGAAACAACAAUGGUUUCUCUUAUCAGAAUGAAGAUAUGUCAAAGGUGAACACAUGUGGGCUUGCUGUUCAAAACCCACCACUCUUGAUAACUUAUACAGAUGAUGAGAAUAUGGGAAGCAUUAUGAACACUAAUAUGAUGCAAGAUAACCAUGAUGUUAAAGUGGGGGAGAUGGUGACUCUAAGAGGUCCAAGAACAAUGGAAAAAGAACAUGGUGAAAAUGGUAAUGGUGAUUAUAGCUACACUUCGAAAACGAUGUUAAGUCGGGAAACGAUAUCACAAUAUUUCUACAUGCCAAUUACAAAAGCUGCAAAAGAGCUUAAUGUUGGAUUGACUCUUUUGAAGAAGCGAUGUCGGGAAUUAGGCAUUCGUCGUUGGCCUCACCGCAAACUUAUGAGCCUUCAAACCCUCAUCAACAAUGUUCAGCAAUUGGGGGAAGAUGCUGAUGAGACGGCAAAAGAGAAGAUGAGGGAAGCAAUAAUGUUACUGGAGAAAGAGAGGAAAAAGAUGGAAGAGAUCCCAGAUUUGAAACUUGAAAACAAUACAAAGAGACUGAGACAAGCUUGUUUUAAGGCCAACUACAAGAAAAGAAGAACAAUGGGUGUGAUGGCAUCGCCUCAGACAUCCGUAACUGGUCCUCCACAGAAAUCAAUGUCUUCUUGUUCUAGUUCUUGCAGCAUAAAUCCUGCUGGUUAUGGGGCCUUAGAUGGUGAUGAUGAACAAGAAGAAAUGAAGUCAGUGCUGUUUUUAGACUGA
Messenger RNA from Helianthus annuus (common sunflower), 1065 nucleotides. Its product is annotated as protein RKD3-like. Gene Ontology annotation, molecular function: DNA-binding transcription factor activity. Bases 1 to 1065 code for a protein of 354 amino acids. The record is from RefSeq and is a predicted model, not a curated record. The transcript has 4 exons. NCBI's taxonomy places the organism in Eukaryota, Viridiplantae, Streptophyta, Magnoliopsida, Asterales, Asteraceae.